AAAUCGAGGAGACGGUCUGAAUUAUGUAGAAAAUAUCACAAGCCGAUCACGCGUCUACGUGUAGAACAAGUCUACCAAAACACCCAGAGUUUGCAUAUCCUCUCUUCACAUGCCGACGGAAACGACUGCUAGGCUUCAAAGUCUCUUUUGCUCCUAAAGAUGGCUCCAUCUCGGCUGCAUCCGAGCUGAUAGCUAAGAUAUUUAGCCUCACGUCACCGUUCACAGAGCUACUCGUAUGGCUAACUGUAUCUACACAUCUUAUCGCCCAGAGACGAUAAAAUAGCAAGCUAUCAUUACGGUCUGACAGGACGGGGCUACCGAAGAUAACGGCCCGAACCAGGGUUAAAAAGGGUGAGAUUUGAGAGGAAGAAGAGACACCAGGAUCCAUGCAUCCAGCGUUUCAUGGCCUAUCUUCCUUCCAGACGCGACUCGGAAGAUAUAGGAGGAUAAGGAACAAGCCCGACAGGCAAGCAGUCAUCCCUUAACAUAGCUUGACAUCUAUUAAUUACAAGCUUCCGUUGCCCUCUUCACUCAUGAAGGAUGAAGAUGAGACAGGCCAGUGUAUCCCUAACGGAUCCGGCGGUCUAGUAGCUUGAUUAUAUGUGACUGCCAUGUAGUUAUUCGCACUCCGUACGCCGUGCUGUGUCCAAUGCUUCAUUUAUGCACAGUCGAUCUCUAGCACAGGUAAAGCUGCUGCCUGCGAACCGCCUAUCAGAAAUCAAUAGCGUGCUGGCUGCCUGUUAUCACCCAACACCAAGCGGCCCGGAUCCCCUAAAAACACGAUAGACUCAUCCGGCUGCGUUUGUGUUCCAUCCACAAGUUCCCGGACAUCUCCUAAAGCGAAGAGAUGGCGACGAGCGGCUAUUAGUUAACUACUCACUACCUUGUGAGGGGGCAGUCGGGAAGUAAUUCGCCUCGUUCGGUCGGUCCCUGGAGUGGCGACCGGACUUCCAUCUCAUUCUCCCUCUUGUCUGCCGCUGUGUGCUCCAUGCUUGGUUGUUUUGAUCAUUGAUAAGAUAACUAUGAAAAAAUCUCGCACUUUCACAUGCCAGAAGUCUCCGCUUGGCGAAAUGGCUGGGAUUUUGUACUGGUACUUGCGUGUGUUGCGUGGCUUCGGCGCAACGGGUUGUAUAGAUACCUGCGUGGUAUGACUACAGCUAAGGUACCUGGCCACUUUCACAUGUGAAAGAACGCAUCUAGAAGAGCACAGAAGAGUAAGAAAACAGGCAGAGAGCACUUCUGGCGUUUCUUGCGGUUGAUUCGCUGCUUGCAAGCGUGCUAUGAAGCAGAUGUGCUUUGUGAGUCGAUGCUCGAGAGCCUGAUAAAUAUAAAGCCUCCCUCCCGCUUCCUUGCUGUCCACUUUCGUGUGCACAUCCCACAAACAUCACAGUCAUCUUCAUUUCUCCAAGCUGAUAACUCGCCUCAUCUCUUAUCUGUAUUCUCCAAUCUCAACUGUCAAGGUAUGUGUUGCUUUGCCUGUCUGUCUCUGUAUACACCAGCUAACCUACCCCUAGUAGCUCCAACUACCUAGCCAUCCAAAAUGGGCGAACAACCAAACACCAACGGCAGCAAGCCUUCCUCCCAAUUUCUCUCUCAUCUUAUCUCCUACCCAUUCAUCGCCGACUAUCUCGAGGCUCUCAAGAAAUCCCCCUACGGCCAAAAGUCCAUCGAGUAUGCCGACAAGAGCAUUGCCCAACUCCAGCCAUACUUCCCUUACCUUGCUAAGCCCUACGGCUACGUGGCUCCAUAUGUCGAGAAGGUAGACCACUUGGGCAAUGAGGGUCUGAACCAGGUUGACAACACUUACCCAAAGCUUGUCAAGGCAACCGAGGACGUCAGGGGAACCGUUCAGAGCUAUUUCCGCGUGGCUGAAGAUGGCACCAAAUACGUUCGAUCAACCUACGACUCAGAGUACAAGCUCGCUCAGGGUGGCAGCCCGAUCGUGUCCCAAGGCAAAGCUGCCGUCUCUACUGGGUUGAUGAUCACUUCUCAGUACUUGCUCUGGUUGAGCAACUUGAUUAUCCCACACCAGCAGAAGGCACAAGAGAAUGGCAAUGGCGCCGCUAAAGCUUCCAGCUAAACUGGUUUUUUUCUCCAUAAAGUUUCAGCACUCGUUUAAUACCUUAAGAUAUCCCAUUAGACGAGCACGCGUUUGCUUAGUCUAAGUGUUUGAUGACUCUCUAUCCUUUUGAUCUCUUUAAAUUCAUAUGGCUGGGAAAAGUUGCUUCAAUAUCUGCUCUUUUUAUCUUGUCUUUGUGUGUUUAUAUACAGAACCUACUCUUUCUUUAUAAUAUUUCCUAUCCUCCUCUCCUCCUUAUCUACCAUGAAUUGUGCUCAAUUUAGUUUCUCAUAUUCCCUCGUCUAAUUGAAACUACUAUCCGGCCCGGGCUGUAUGUAUUAAGUUCACAAUUCUCUACGUGAUGAACAGUAUAUCUACCCUCUGCCCUUCCACUGUUUUCAAAACAAACGUAUACAUCGCCACAUAUCUCUUGCAUGUGCGUGGCUCCACUCAAGACGCUGAGGCUCUCCUCUUUUAUUUUCCAUGAAUAUGAGCUGUAUCAAGUCAUAUAUAGCCACGUUCGCCGAGUUCGGUCUCUUCCUUAUAUAAUUAAUGAAGCCUCCUGCAGGCUAUAUCCCCAACUACCUGAGCUGAUAAAAGGCACAACUCGAGUGUGAAAUAGGGAGCAGGCCUCAUCUCGGGCUUACGCUGGAGUCCCGCAACAUCAAGAAAACUGCUAAAACAUGCCCUAUUUUUUCCCGAAACAGGGGCUAUGAUUAGUGGAUACCACUAUCGCCCGAAAAGCCUCGCCUUGCAAAUCCUUUUCUAGCCCUUCCUUACCAUGUUUGUUUGAGGGAGAUGGAACCAUGGAAUAACACUCAGCUACCCUUCUUGCUUGGCUUUGCGGCUAAGCUUGUUUUCAGCCGCCUCUGUUCACGUGAUAUAAGGCUUGGCCCUUGGUUGUGUUAGGUAAGGAGGAGCGGACUAUAUCAACAUCGCGUAAAGGAUUUAUGAGUUUGGAGUUGCGUAUGAUGUCAGAGGUAAGAGACAAGGCAAAGGAUGUUGCAAUUUUGUCUGAUAAAAUCCAGUAGUGUGUCGAUCAUGUUAGCCUCAGAGCGUAUACGAAACAUCUCCUAUAUUGAGUUAGACAAGGUCUCGUAGACCAAGAUAUUGAUGGUUGCACACCUUAUGAGAUUCUUGAAUAUCGCCAGCUUCUCGUUUCAUCAAGUGGCUGUAUGUUAGUUGGCCCUUUUCUCUCGUGGAUACUCUAUAAAGUUGCAAGAGAGCGCCCUUUUAUUCUUAUUUCUCGGCAUUUAAAAUGGAUAGUUAGUUCCUCUCCAAGGCGUUUCGACUGCUCAGCCCCUUGCAAUCCCAUUAUUGUCCCUCUG
Trichophyton rubrum CBS 118892 is the source of this 3387-nucleotide messenger RNA. RefSeq lists its product as uncharacterized. The record is from RefSeq and is a predicted model, not a curated record. Bases 1541 to 2080 code for a protein of 179 amino acids. The transcript is spliced from 2 exons. Lineage: Eukaryota; Fungi; Ascomycota; Eurotiomycetes; Onygenales; Arthrodermataceae.